Messenger RNA from Brienomyrus brachyistius, 2953 nucleotides. Its product is annotated as BRISC complex subunit Abraxas 2-like. Gene Ontology annotation, cellular component: nucleus. The coding region runs from base 62 to 1222 and encodes 386 amino acids. Lineage: Eukaryota; Metazoa; Chordata; Actinopteri; Osteoglossiformes; Mormyridae. Gene Ontology annotation, biological process: attachment of spindle microtubules to kinetochore; mitotic spindle assembly; protein K63-linked deubiquitination. The transcript has 9 exons. Gene Ontology annotation, molecular function: polyubiquitin modification-dependent protein binding; microtubule binding. The record is from RefSeq and is a predicted model, not a curated record.
CUCUCGCCGCUCAGGUCGCGCGGCCGCGGCAGGUUCUUGGACGCGUUGGGAUGUUUUCAUCAUGGCUGCAUGCAUUUCCAGUUACACUUUUAGUUCUGUGUGUUACCACAGUGCCAACAGUAACUCCGACCAUGAAGGCUUCCUGCUCGGGGAGGUAAAAGAAGAGGAAACAUUCAGCAUCAGUGACUCUCAGAUCAGCAGCACAGAACUUAUCCGGGUCAUAGAAGUUCAAAAUCAUGAACCAUGUGCACAACUUUUUAGCUUUUAUGAUUAUUCAGGAAACAUCAAUGAAGAUAAGCUCAAUGGGAUUCUUAAAGAGAGAAGGAAAAGUGUCAUUGGCUGGUAUCGGUUCCGGAGGAACACUCAGCAGCAGAUGUCUCUCAGGGAGCAGCUUAUCCAUCGGCAGCUGACCAACAUCCUGGGCACGACCGACCUUGUCUUCCUUCUCUUCAGCUUCAUCUCCACGGGCAACAACUCCACACACGCUCUGGAGUAUGUGCUCUUCCAGCCGAGCCAGAGCAGGUACAACCAGAGGGUUUCACUGUGCAUCCCUAACCUUGGCAGCACCAGCCAGCAGGAGUACAAGGUGUCCUCUGUACCCAACACCUCGUGGAAUUAUGCCAAGGUGAUUCAGGAACACGGGGCCGAGUUCUUUGACAAGGAUGGAGUCGUGAAGGACAUUAAGAACGUCUUCCAAGUCUACAGUGCACUACAGGAGAAGGUUGAAGCCGUCUGCAGAGAGGUGGAAUGGAGUGAACGUGAGAAGGAGAUGAUCCAACAGGACGUGGAGGAGCUCAAGAAGCAGAUCGCUCUCAGGAAGCACAGGAGAGCUGCGGAUCGCCAGAGGCUUCUGAAAGUGACAUCCAUUGCAGAUCCAGCUGUCGGGGCGAGCUCCCUGGCUUCCCGCAGCGCCCCUAGCGCCCCCUGCUCAUGCACGGACCCCCCUGCCUCUGUGACAGCCAAUGCAGAGGUCGGGGCACCACCCCUGCCCCAGUUCCAGGCGCCCUUGGACCUGCAAACGACGACUUCUGGUACCGCUGCCAGGCAGGCUGUGGGAUUGGAGGAGGAUGAGGAGCAAACUGACGAAAAAUAUGAGGACCUGGAGCUCGAGCGUUUGGAGGAGUCUGACGGAAAGGCUCCCCCUCGGGACUGGGACCAGGACCAGCCCAUUAUCCCGGUGCUAGACAGUGACUGUGGAGACUCUCAGUCCUUCCUGAUCUAAUCACCAGAUUGAGGUGGCAGGGGACCGUGGAGAGCAGUAGGCGGCAUGGCCGCUGCGAAACUGACAGGGAUGCAGAGAUGCUCCAUCGAAGGCGCUGGCAUCCAAACCCCAAGCCAGCGAUGGUCACCUUUGCACCUCGUUCCAAUUAGUGAGAGGGUCCCACCGGCCAGCCAGUGACGCGUCUCCAUUGUCUUUGGUCGUCUGAAAGCCUCAGGCCGUUGCCGCCGGAUCGGUCCGUGAAUCGAAAUCGCACCAGUACCUCUUUGCACUGCUUCGCCUUGUUGAUCUGUUUACCUUAAAAGGGAAGUGCGAUUCCCUGAGGCCAAUUCUUCACAGAGCCAAAUCAGCAGCCAUCUGCUCGCUGCGUCUGCAACUUGAUUGUGCCGAACGGAGGCUUAACUUGUUUUUUUUUUGCUACCUUACACGUUUCUCUCACAUAAAACUGAUUAACUUUUUUAAUAAGUGUGUACCUGUGUGGAACCUGAUAUGUAAAUUUCUUUACUCUAUUUUGUAUUCAUGUAAAAUGAUUAUAAUAGUGACAGGCUUAUCCUCACGGGUACAUUUUAUGCACUUAAAACAUGCUGCCAUGCUUGAGCCUUGAGGAUUGUGGGACGGGAGGGAAAUGCCUGGGUAAUGAGGUGGCAGGAAGCAGUCAGUUUGUUUUUAUGUAUCUAGUGAAAGCAAUUGUUUGUUGCUUGAGUAACGUUUUACUACUGAUUGUAUAUCAGGCCUGUGAAUGGGCCUUUUUACUCUGGGUUCCGCCCACUGGGUUGGGCCUAAUUGGACAUGAAGAUUUACUGGCUGUAUAACUAUCCAAUCAUAAAUCUCAAAGCAGCUAAGAAGAGUUCACCUUAAACUGAGUCAAACAAAAAAAUGCACAGAAUGUGAAUGACCUUAAGGUUGGUGCCUUCCAUUUGUAGACCACCAGACCAUGUGAAAGAGAAGCCAAGACAUAACUCUGCAUAUUAGUAUCAAAUGGUAUUGUGAUGGCCUUCUGACUUAAAGCUGAGAGAUGGAUGUGUGUGUGUGUAUGCAGGACGAUGCAGUAAAGGAACUCUUGCGUAGAGUUUUCAGAGCCGAAAUGAGCUUCUGGUUCUACAUGCAAAUGAAACCGCCGUCUUUCCCGUGCACAUGGAAGAGUUGGCUGUAACUUUGUUAUGUAUGAAGUUCUAAAUGGCUAUGAGCUUGCAAACCUGCACACCUGUGAUCCGUGGCUUUUGAAAAGUACAUGCCUUAGCGUGUGGUGCUAUCUUGUUACAGGAAGCUGUGCUCUGGUCACAUACUGCCAAGAUAUUUAACUGGGUCUCCUACGGGGGCAUCAUGGUGCUGCCAAGCUGCGUUACUCGGCUCCUGCUGGCUAUCGCCCUUUUGGGGCGGGGCACUUCUUCCCUUAAGCCAAUGUUUCCCAACCCGGUCCUCGGGGACCUUGAAAAGUCCACGUUUUUGCUCCCUCCCAGCUCCCAGCCAAUCAGCAACAUCGAAUACCUGGUACAGGUGCACUAGCUGAGAGGAAGCAAAAACAUGGACUGUCCCUGAGGACUGGGUUGGGAAACACUGCCCUAAGCACAACAUUGUAAGACAGUACAUCUGUCAGUUGCACUGGUCCUGCCUUAUCGCGGCUGGAGAAGAUGAAAUCCACCAAUUUAUGCAGUCAUUUUUUGUCUAUUUUGCUUUUCAUUUUGUUUAUUUGUAAGGGGAAAUAAAAGCAAAUGUGGGUUUUUGUCUUGCUAA